This is a messenger RNA of Mytilus trossulus (common blue mussel), 3785 nucleotides long. RefSeq lists its product as uncharacterized. The record is from RefSeq and is a predicted model, not a curated record. NCBI's taxonomy places the organism in Eukaryota, Metazoa, Mollusca, Bivalvia, Mytilida, Mytilidae. Bases 363 to 2957 code for a protein of 864 amino acids. The transcript is spliced from 3 exons.
GAGACUCAUAUUACUGAAAUUGUGUAUUUUGAAGGACUUUUUACGUUAUGUAUAUUUACAGAGACGCAUAUAUGUUUUAUAUACAUGUCUCUGAUAUUAGUUAAGAAAAAUCGACAUAGGACGUAUUCGCUUUAGAUUGUACAUAAUUAACUAAACAGGAUAUAAACAGAUAUUUAUAAACUCACUUGCAGCUGUAUUAAUCUAUAUAAUUAACAAAACGUUCUCGAAAUGAAAAAAAAUCUGUGACAAUCAACGAUAUGACAAAUGACGCAGUGGAAACUAUUGACACGUGUGACAAAAUUGAAGAUAAAUUACACUAAUUUGUAGAAGAAAAAGUUAAAAGAAAUACAUUGGGAUCAAAAAUGCAGGUUAAAGAGGAGCCAACGGAACCAGAAUUUAAGUCAUGCCAAUAUGGAUCUUAUCAAAACAACAGGAGCUUGUACAAUACAAAUUGUACUGUUGAAAAUUUUAUGGGAAAGCCUGAAGUAUCAAACAUUCACUGUCAAAGACAAAUUGAAACCAAACACAACGAUUUGACAAUGUCUCAAAACACAUUACACACGUUACCAAAACACAGAGAAAUGUCACAUGCCUUGCCUAAACGAAUCGCACAAAUGCAGCAUAGACUGCAACAAGGUUCUGUAAAAAAGGGAAACUUAGCACAACCAAAACUCAGUAGAAUCAAACCGUAUGUGUAUCAUCAUUAUUCCAAACAAUCAUUUGAUAAUCAGAUAUCCACUGCAGAAAAAGAUCGAUUUCCAAAUUCUGACGACCGAAAUAUGGGAUAUAUGAACACACCACCAUCAAAUCCUAUGCAACACCAUCCAGGUAAUUUCAAUGAUAUUACAAAUGAAGGUUUUAAUGAUCCAAAAACAGUGAAUGAACAAGAAUCCGAACCAAUGGAGGGUUUGUUUGGAUGGACUUUAAUAGAUAAAGUAUAUAUUCCUUAUAUCUUUCGAGCAGAUAACAAAAGAUAUGUUUGUGUCCGUUUACUUGAACAAAAAAUAUUAAAAAAGUACCCAAACUUUUUCCCGAAAGAAUUGGCCAACAGGGAACCUUUAACAAGUUCCUUCAUCAAACCAAAUGAAUGUAGGGUUUUUAACCAAUUAUACCAAAUGCAAAAUAAAGGAAAAUCAGAAAUUCCUUUGUUUAAUCAAGAAGAUGUAGUAGUACACCUGUCAGAGUUCAUGGAUUUUUAUUCAGUGGUUCAAAAGGCAUACCCAGAUUGUUGUGAUUUGCCAUGUGAAAGCAACAAAAGAAAGCGCAAAUCAAUUGAAUCCGGAUGGCUGCAAAUUAACAACACAAUUAUCCCAUAUGUAUGCAGGUCGGAAAUAAAGUUUUUACCAAUAGCGGUGCUCAAACAUGCCGCUUCUAUUAAUGUGCCGUCAGAAGGUGUGCCACCUAAUGAAGACGAAUGUGAUGAGCUUAAUAGACGAUGUUCUGCAGAAGGUUUUAAAUUUACGUUUAAAGUAUCAACAAGAAUCGUUUCAAUAACCGAAAUCCAAGACUUUUGUGAUGUACAGGUGUACGAUCUUCCAGAGAAAGAUCCUUUACAUCAUGCCCAAUACUUGUCCUCGGAAGAACCUAUUACAGAAGGUUUAAAAAUCAAUACACAUCAAACGGACUUACCCAAUUCUUUCCCAGAAUUUUCUCCAGAAAAAUCUGCACCUUAUGCGGAGCACAUGGAAUACCAACAGGAAUAUAUGCAUCCACCAAUGACAUUUAGAUACAACAGAUUCCCAUCUAAUGUUAGAUUUGGAUCACCUAAUGUUACUAUUGUGCCACAAAACCGUGUUCCGAAUCCAUUCAAUGUUACAAGAAAUCCAAAUAUGAUCAACAAUACUCAAUUACAUCAUAACUCUUUGUAUACUUUUGAACAAAACACUCAAAUUACACCACCAAGGGCACAUACUGGACAGCCGAUUAUGCAGAAAACAAUUUUUAAUGCAUUUACACCAGGCCAGAACAUAAAUGUUAACUACGGAAUAAACAUUCAAAAUAUUACUCCAACGGCUCAAAGUAUCCCAGAAUCUAAUCAAGUGAAUUCUACUCAACAGAAAACUACAAAAUCGAGAGCUUUAGAUUUUGAUAAACAUAACGUAAUGCAAGUACAUUGUACUGCCCCGAAAGAAAUGGGUAUGUCUCCAAGCGGUGGCAACAUGAUAUUGACUUCAGAUUCUCGACAAUCAUCUUCUAAAUUUGGUAAUAGUUCUGCAAGUAAUUACAAUAUUUGUGAACAAACAUGUAGGUUGCCCGACCAACCUUACGACUUGACGAAGAACAUGUGCCAAACAAAUGCAAACUAUACAGAAUCAAUAGGAUGCAGAAAAACUGAACCAUCAAUGAUUAGGUCAGGAAAUAUGACGCAGUCUAAUUUAAAAACACCAGAUAAUAACAUACAAUUAGAAACCAGUUACCAAAUGAAGCAAAAGCAAGCAGUCAGAGAGUUCAUUUCAUGCAUCAAAGGCGUUUGGUUUGGUGGUAAAAAUAUUUCAUGUCUUCAUUUAAGCAAACCAGGGAGAUCUGGAAAGUUUUGUUUAGUUGAAGCAGUGUGCAAACUUUACUAUGGCAACACACAAGUAAGCGAAUUUCUGUUCACAAUUGAAAACGUGCUAUUAACUGUUACCUGCACCGAAUUAGAAGAGCAAGCUUUUAUAGAAUAUUAUCAAUUACCGGUUAAAGUUCUAAAAUGUAACAAGAUGAUAGAACUGACAGCGUUCGAAAAGCUGUUUCCCCAGCUUACUGAAGUUUUAAACGGAUAUUCUCCACAUUACAACCCUCAUCAAAAUACAAGAUGUCUUCUUCCUUUGCCAGAUGUAUCUUACAUGCCACAAUAUCUACGAAGAGGUAGAAGGUUUAAUACUCGUCCAGCUUUGAAUCAGAACGUUCCCGUAAUUAAAGAGAGUUUACCUAGCAGGGAAGACAAUGUCAUAAUUCUCGAUGAUAACGGACCAUAGUUACCUGCCAUUCCGGAAAGUUGAAGUGACGGGAAAGUCCAAAAUCAUGGAUGCCAAUCUUGCAGUACUUUAUCAUGUUUAUAGGAAAUUAAAUUAACUUUAACUAACUUCAAUAUAUGCUAGGAUUAGAUGAAAGAAUCAAAUAGAACAAACCAGGUUGUCUUCCGUCCGACAAUUCAAUAAGAAAUGUAAAACAAUACAUUUGUCUAGCAAUUAGAGUAUAACGCAUCCUCAUUUGAACAAAGACUUUUUAUACGGAAAUUUACAUCUCGCAGCUAUUCAAGAUGAAUAAACUAUACACAAUGGAAAAUAACAGAUAAAACAAUGGCGCAUUUCAAAAUAAUUAUAAUCUAUCCAGUUUAUACAUCUGUUAUUUGGCUUUUGCAAACACAGAUAUUAUAAAAAUUGAAAUAACAGUUAUGUGUUAGAAUUGUGUUAACAUUGUGUUACAAUUGUACACAUCAUCGCUUGAAAGUGCAAAUGUCUUUUUCAAUGUUGGAUAAUCAUGAGUAAUGGAGCUUGGACAUUGUUUCAAUUUUCCCUUUUUUUUUGUAUUUCCGUUGAAUCAUGUAUUUAAGUUGAGUCUUGGGCAUUAUUAUUUUUAAUGUGUGUAUGUUCUUUUUGUUUGAUAUUUUUUAUUUGCAUGUUUUUUUAUGAAUGAAUAAUUGUAACAAAUGUUGAAUUAAGCAAUACUUGCCUGUCUGUCAAUUUAUUGUUUUUUUAUAUUAAAAUAUUGUAAAUGUUAGCUAUGAUAUUUUUUGCUUUUGUUGUGCAUGUUUUAACAAUCUUUUGUUGGUAAUUGCAUUAAACAAACAAAUAAAUAAUGAA